AUGAAGGUGGAAGUUGGUGGAAACGCAGGCCAGAUCGUCGUUCUCAAGCCGCAACGGGACGGCCAGGGUCUCCGCCGGCAGCCAUCCCCGGAUAGGCUAGGCCACGUCUCGCGACACAACUCGAGGGCGAUGCAGCACGUCGUCUUCUUCCACCCGGACCUGGGCAUUGGCGGUGCCGAGCGGCUCGUGGUGGACGCCGCUGUCGGACUGCAGGACCGCGGGCACAAGGUCACCAUCUACACAUCGCACUGCGACCCCGCCCACUGCUUCGACGAAGCGCGCGAUGGCACCCUCGACGUCAGAGUCCGCGGGAACUCAAUCGUGCCGCCCACCUUCCUCGGCCGCUUCGCCGUCCUCUGUGCCAUCCUGCGUCAGCUGCACUUGAUCCUACAUAUUGCCGUCUUCACCAACGAGCUACAGUCGCUCAAGCCCACGUCCUUCUUCGUCGACCAGCUCAGCGCUGGUAUUCCUCUCCUGCGAAUACUACAGCCAGGCAUCCGCGUCAUCUUCUACUGCCACUUCCCGGACAAGCUGCUCGCCAAGAAGGGAGGCCUUCUGAAGACGCUGUAUCGCGGUCCCUUCGACUGGCUCGAGAGCUGGAGCACGGGCUGCAGCGACACCAUCGUGGUUAACAGCAAAUUCACAAAGGGUGUCUUCGCAUCUGCCUUCCCCAGCCUCAACUACAGAAACCCCGGCGUCGUGUAUCCUUGCGUCGACACCAGGCCUACAAACGUGGAUGAGAUUGUACCGCUGUGGGAGGGCAAGAAGGUCUUACUGAGCAUCAAUCGUUUCGAAAAGAAGAAGGAUGUGGCCCUAGCAAUAAAGGCAUUCGCAGGCUUGACCGCCCAGGAACGCGAGAGGGCCAGGCUGGUCAUUGCAGGCGGAUACGACCCGCGAGUGGCCGACAAUGUGGCCACAUAUACGGAACUCUGCGAGCUGGCCGACUCACUAAAGCUCAAGCAUGCGACCGCUAAGACUGUCAUAACUGCACAGCGUGUCCCCGAUGACAUUGCUGUUCUCUUCCUUCACUCGGUACCGACCGCCUUCAAAACGACCUUGUUGGCCACAUCUCGGCUGCUAGUAUACACACCCUUACACGAGCACUUCGGUAUCGUUCCACUCGAGGCCAUGUUAGCAGGUACUCCUGUACUCGCCGCCAACGAAGGUGGUCCAACGGAGACAGUCGUAGAUGGAGAGACAGGCUGGCUGCGGGACGUCACAAAAGUUGACGACUGGACAGACGUCAUGCGAACCACACUCGCGGACGGCAAAGGUGAGCAGAAGCUUAGGGAGAUGGGUAAGCGGGGCAAAGAGAGGGUAGAAUCCCUUUUCUCGAAAGAGAAGAUGGCCGAGGCUCUGGAGACGGAGAUAGUAGGCAUGGCAAAAAAAGGCGCGUCCGCCCGUGACUCCUUUCGCAGCUGUGCUGGUCGCAGUUGCCUUCAUGGGCCUGUUAGCUGCGUCAGGUAUGUGGUUAGCAUUGAAGCAAGCGCGACAAACCGGAAAGCCGUGAGGCGGUUGUCUGUACUGCAUGUAUAA
This is a messenger RNA of Didymosphaeria variabile, 1536 nucleotides long. RefSeq names its product Alpha-1,3-mannosyltransferase-like protein (gene ALG2). Gene Ontology annotation, molecular function: GDP-Man:Man(1)GlcNAc(2)-PP-Dol alpha-1,3-mannosyltransferase activity; alpha-1,3-mannosyltransferase activity. The record is from RefSeq and is a predicted model, not a curated record. The transcript has 4 exons. Bases 1 to 1536 code for a protein of 511 amino acids. Lineage: Eukaryota; Fungi; Ascomycota; Dothideomycetes; Pleosporales; Didymosphaeriaceae.